AGAGGCAUGACAACAUGAAGAACCCGAAAUACAUCUGCGAGACGUGAUCGCGUUUGAUGGGUAUCGAAGGAGUGUGUGUGGGAUAGGUUAAAACCAUUUUAAACGAAUGGGCAACGCCGGGUCGACGAAGCCCACCAUGGCGGUGCGCGACAGCCUUCAUCAUCACCCCCAUCACCACCACCACCACCACGGGGUGGCGCCCGUGAAAACGGAGGUGGGCAAACCUGUUAGCGCCGACGUUUGCAACAAUGACAGUAGCAGUGCUGAUGAAGAGUGGCGCUCAGAUUCACCCAUGCCGGACGCCAUGGAGCUGGAGCGGCGCUUUACUAAGGCUCUGGCGUCCAUGGAUCUUCCACCUGACAAAGCCAAGGUGCUCAAAGGAUACGAAAACCAAAAAAAGUGGAACCUUAUUUGCAACCAAGAAAGAAUGCAUGCGAAAGAACCACCGAGCCACUACCUCGACAAACUCAAGGUCUACAUGGAUCCCAAGGCUUCUCGAAGUUCGCGGAAGAAGCGUCUGCUCGGCGGUCGCACGUCCACUCAACUUCUCCGUAAUCUCGAGACGUCGCUUCGCACGAACCACAUCGAAUGGGUCCGGGAAUUCCUGAGCGACGAGAACAAGGGUCUGGACGUGCUCAUCAGCUACUUGUCAUAUCGUCAAGUGUACAUGCGAAAUUACAUCGUCGUGCUGGAAGGCGACGAUGAGGACAAGAUAAAUGGACUCGAAACGCGAACUCGGGCCAGUGACAUCUUCCCAGAUCAUCCGCCUCACUCGCCGAAAAUUCAACACAGAGCGUCUAUUUUGAAGCAUCACGAGACCAAGUUGAACAUGGGGGUUGCCCACGAUGACAUACACGUUUGCAUCAUGUGCCUUCGCGCGAUCAUGAACAACAAGUACGGAUUCAACAUGGUUAUCAAGCACAAGGAAGCUAUUAAUUCCCUGGUCCUGGGCAUGAACCAUGACCGUCAAGGUACCAAAGCGCUAGUGUUGGAGCUCUUGUCGGCGAUUUGCCUGGUCAAAGGCGGCCAUCAGAUCAUUCUAGGUGCAUUUGACAAUUUCAAACUCGUCUGCGCCGAGAGCCAUAGGUUCCAGAUCUUGAUGCACUACUUCAGAAACUACAAAGAGUUCCAUGUCGAGUUCAUGGUCGCCUGCAUGCAGUUUAUCAACAUCGUGGUCCACUCGGUGGAAGACAUGAACUUCCGAGUGUUUUUACAGUAUGAAUUCACGCAACUCGGGCUGGAUGCGUACCUCGAAAAGAUUCGGUGGACAGAAAGUGACGAAUUGCAAGUACAGAUAGCGGCGUAUUUAGAUAACGAAUUUGACGUUGCUGCGUUGAUGGAAGACAGUAUGACGAAGGGUGCUGCGUUGGAGCGGGUGUCGGAUCUGCAGGAAGACCUUGCUCGAAUGAAAGAACUCUGCAGCACUUUGGAAAACGAACACAUUGCAAAAAUGGUUGAGCUUGAGAUGCAACUGUCGGAGGCGAGACGAGAGAAGGAAGACCUGCUGCAAACGAAGCAAUCCAUUUCCGAAGAAAUUUCCACCCUAAAGCGUGCCGUGACGGAAAAGGAAGAAGAAUCCAGACAACGGCAAUCCAUGCUGGAGAAACACAUUGCUGAGCUAGAACAGGGUUCUGGAGUGACUUCCACGCUUCCUAUGCCUAUCAAAUCAUCAGCCCCGGCUGCGCCUCCGCCGCCUCCUCCACCUCCGCCUCCACCACCACCGCCGCCUCCUCCGCCACCAGGCAUGGGUGCGCCGGCUCCACCACCUCCUCCGCCGCCUCCUGGUACCGCCAAUGCCAUGACCAUCAAGCGGAAGUUCCAUUGCAGCAAAUACAAGCUACCGAUGCUGAACUGGGUUGCUAUGACCCCGAACCAAGUCAAAGGCACGAUUUUCAGCGGUCUGGAUGACGUGAAGCUCCAAGGCGUGAUCGAUUUUAACACAUUUGCGGAAAUGUUCAAGCUUGGUCCUGCGGAAGGCGUGAGUUCUCCCGAGGAUGAAGUGGAAGGACUCAGUAACUUCCCGAGCAAACGAUUUAAGAAGCCGGAGACCAUCUCGCUGUUGGAGCACACGCGCUUGCGAAACAUCGCGAUUUCCAGAAGGAAGCUAGACCUUUCAGUGGAAAGUGUGACGAGGAGCAUAAAUUCUUACGAUUUGAAGACAAUGCCUGUGGAAGCGGUCGAGCUGGUGCAGAGAAUGGUUCCAACUGAGGCCGAAGUUAAAGCUUACAAAGAGUAUGAACGAGAACGACGUGACUUGAGCAAGCUCACGGAAGAAGAUAGGUUCUUGCUUCAGCUGACCAAAAUUGAGCGCCUGGGAACCAAGCUGACGAUCAUGAAAUACAUGGCUGAUUUCGGAGAAAGUGUCGCCACUCUGAUGCCGCAAUUCCAUUCCGUCAUUGCUGCAUCCAGAUCAGUGAAAAAUUCUGGGAAAUUCCGCGGUAUUUUGGAGAUCGUCUUGGCGUUGGGGAAUUAUCUGAAUUCGAGCAAACGGGGUCCAGCGUACGGAUUCCAUCUUCAGAGUCUGGAGUCUCUGGUGGACACCAAGUCUGGGGACCGGCGAUGGUCAUUGCUUCAUUACAUAGCUGAUGUCGUGCGAAGCAAGUUUCCGGAUCUGGUGACUUUUGAAGCCGAGUUGCGGUAUAUUGAAAAGGCCGCGCAAGUUUCUGUGGAGAAUCUCAUGGGAGAAAUGGCGGAUUUGGACAAAGGCAUGGAGUUGGUGCGACGGGAAGUGGCUGCGGCAUUACAGGGUGUUUCCUCCAGUUCAGUCGCUGAUAAGCAGCUGGCUGUCAAAGAUUUCUUGGCUGAGUCGGAAGAGAAGCUGAGAAAGUUGAAGGCUGAUUGUAACAUGGCUAUGCAGGUUUACUCCGAAGUAGCUGAGUAUUUUGGCGAAAGUUCUCGAGUGAUCGGAAGCAGUGCUUUCUUCUCCAUGUUCGUGCGGUUCUUGAGAGCAUAUCGAUCAGCGGACGAAGAAAAUGUGCAUAGGCGUAAGCUGGAUGCUGCACAUAAUGGGAGUGAAACUGCGAAGCGGGAUUUGGCUGCAACGAACAAAGACCGGCAACAGGCUGUGGUUAACGAACUCAAAGGCCGGACUUUGCAGGAGAAGCAGUUACUGCCACAGGAUCAGGUGAACGACGGGACAUUGGAGGAUUUGUUGAGUCGGCUACAUAGACCUGGGUUACCAUCAGAUAAGCAGUGUGUAUUCCUGUCUUCCUCUGGUGUGAGCAUGCCGGCUUACCAUUCCCAGAUAUCUUCUGCACCGCAAGUGAUAGGCAAUACCGCCCUUCUCCCCGUGAAGACAACGUUCAGGGGCCCUGCUGGAAAAAUUGUCGAUGCGAACGAGCAGGACAUCAUCGACGAAGCUUUGUAUUAUUUCAGGUCCAAUGUGUUCUUCAGAACCUACGAAAUAAGGUCUGAAGCGGACCGUGUGCUCAUUUACUUGACGCUUUACACCACCGAAUGCCUGAAAGAACUUCAAAAGUGUCCGAAUAAGAAUGCCGGUGUCCAGAAAAUGUAUUCCCUGGCCAUUUCUCGGUUUGAUAUUCCUGGUGACCCGGGGUUCCCUCUGAACCCGGUAUACGCUAAACCUGCAAGCCCUCAAGAAGCUGAUCUUAUGAGGCAGUAUUUUACCCAGUUACGCCAAGAACUUGGAGUAAGACUCUGCGACAAAGUCUUCGAUACAAAGGACGGAAAGCCAUCGAAGUGGUGGCUGUGUUUUGCUCGUCGUCGCUUCAUGGACAAGUCACUGUCCAGCCUUGGUCAAUGA
Molecule: messenger RNA, 3763 nt
Organism: Notodromas monacha
Lineage: Eukaryota; Metazoa; Arthropoda; Ostracoda; Podocopida; Cyprididae
Source: the annotation of a GenBank genome assembly